Paraphaeosphaeria sporulosa is the source of this 1904-nucleotide messenger RNA. Its product is annotated as fungal trichothecene efflux pump. Gene Ontology annotation, cellular component: membrane. Bases 41 to 1852 code for a protein of 603 amino acids. Gene Ontology annotation, biological process: transmembrane transport. Gene Ontology annotation, molecular function: transmembrane transporter activity. The record is from RefSeq and is a predicted model, not a curated record. The transcript has 5 exons. Lineage: Eukaryota; Fungi; Ascomycota; Dothideomycetes; Pleosporales; Didymosphaeriaceae.
CGCAAUCCUCUUGCCACGCACCGGUCCAUCUACGCAAUACAUGGCCGACGAGAAGGCCGCAGCCGUGAUGGCAGAAGCCAUUGGAAAGAACGAGACCGAAUCUAAUCAUAUCGAAGAUGUGCAUGUUGUGAAGAAAGUGCACGCUGAUGGGCACGUGGAUUUGGUUGAUGCCCACGCCAUUGGCGGAGCCUUCGAAGAGAUGCCAGACGGAUACUUCUGGAGCAUCCAGUUCAUUGGCACCGUGGUCGCAGUGUGCUGCGGAAGCAUUUGCGCCUAUCUUGGAUGGGUGUUGCCUGCGAACACGCUUUUGUUGAUCAAUGAGGAUAUCGGGCCCUCCAAGGAUCUCAACUGGGUAGCGACAAUAUGGACCAUUGGCUCAGCAAUCGGUUUCCUGCUUGUCGGUCGCUUGUCAGACAUCUUCGGGCGCAAGUGGAUGGUCAUCGGAACCAACGUGCUCGGUCUUUGUGGAUGCAUAGUCGGCGGCACCGCGAAAAACAUCGAUACUCUCGUUGGCGCCAACUUGAUGAAUGGAAUCGCUGCUGCAGGACAACUUUCCUUUGGCAUCGUGCUCGGAGAGCUCGUACCGAACAAGCACAGAGGACCAAUCGUCACCUUGGUUUUCGUUUCAUCUUUGCCGUUUGCUGUCUUUGGACCGAUUAUUGCUCGAACAUUCAUCCUGAAAACGGCGGCUGGGUGGCGCUGGUCGUACUAUCUCGGCAUCAUCCUGUCCGGCAUCACCAUCAUCUUGUACCAGUUUCUCUACCAUCCUCCGACCUAUGACCAGCUCCACGUCUCAGGAAAGACAAAGUGGCAACAGUUCAAGGAACUUGAUUUUGUCGGCAUCUUCCUCUUCAUCGCCGGCACUGUGCUCUUCUUGAUCGGUCUGAGCUGGGGCGGCACCACUUACCCAUGGAAGUCUGCUGCCGUCCUCUGCACCAUAGUGCUCGGCGCCGCCACCCUCGUUGCGUUCGGCCUAUACGAGCAAUACGUCUUCAAAGGCCAGGCUAUCAUGCCACCGCGCCUGUUCAAGAAACUCGAAUACGUCGCCAUCGUCAUGGUAGCUUGCGUCGGCGCCAUGGUUUACUAUGCGCUUACCAUUCUCUGGCCCACCAUCCUUGGCACCGUCUAUACGACAGACGUCAUCAAGAUCGGCUGGGCAUCCUCGGUCGUGGGAGGCGGCAUCCUGCUUGGUCAGAUCUUCGGAGGUUUCGCGCUCUCCUACCUGCCUAAGGUCAAGUGGCAGCUCGUCAUCCUUUCUACAAUGGGCACUGCAUUUCUAGCCGCCGAGGCCAGCUUGAAGCCCGACGGGUACGCGACAUUCAUCACGCUCGGCGUUCUCGCAACCUUUGUUAUCGGCUGGGUUGACAACAUCUCCUUCCCCGGUGUAACACUUCUGUGGGAAUCCCAGGACAUCGGCCUCGCGACUGGUGUGCUCGGUUCUAUCCGUGCCAUUGGCGGAGCUGUCGCGCAGACAGUAUACGUCUCAAUUUUGAACAACAAGAUUGCGACGUAUCUGCCUGAAUUUGUCGCACCUGCAGCAACCAAUGCAGGCUUGCCUGCUUCUUCCCUUCCGCAACUCUUCGCCGGAAUCACUGCUGGCAACUUCACAGCCGUUCCUGGAAUCACACCCGAGAUCAUUGCUGUAACUGGGGCAGCUACGCAAAAGGCGUACAUCGAAAGCUUCAGAAUUGUGUUUUACGCGACGAUACCGUUUGGCGUGCUGUUGAUCGUCUUCAGCGCAUUGAGCCCCAACUUCGAAAAAUAUCUGAGCAUGAAUGUAGCGAAGAGGUUGCAGAAUCUUAAUGCGAACUUGCAAGGCGAAGGAAGAGAGAAGGAGGGCGAAGCAGUCUAGACCGUUCUUCAGCACCUUCGUAUCAUGUUAUAAUGUAUCCAUCGCUUUUUGG